AUGAGAAAUAUCCAUGCCAAGAUCACCGUGAUGAAUGGAAAACUAAACCUGCUUAUUUCCAUAUUGAAUCAUCAAAUCGAGAAAAUCCUGCCCUCAGGUAAACUUGUAGAGAUGUUUCGAGCACAAACUCCAAAAGCAGUUGACGUACCACCGAUCAUACAGUCUGAAUUCGACGCAAGCGAGCGAAUAAUUUUACCUGAUAACGAAGAUGAAGAAGAUUCUUACAUUGAACAAGUUCCAAAAAGACACAUAAAGUCGCCAAAUUUUCUUGCAAAAAGACAAAACACAACUUCUAGGCUCCCUAACUUAACAAAGGCUUUGAAAGUUCGUGCCGUUCUCACCGUACCACUCGCUGGCUACUCCGAAUCCUACACUGCGUGGUGGAAUCCUGUUAAUGGUGAUUCUCGAAUUCAUUUCCAAGGCGGUUCAACAAUUACCUUCCGUAAAAUGCUACCGAAUGGACUGGUUCAGAAAGUUGAAAUGCGUGUAGAUCGCACUGAAGGACGCGUGGUGCGAUGCGGUGUCACUACAACUGUCCCUUCGGUUACUGACCGUGCUCACCCAGCUUUACCUAAUCUGCAACUUUUUUCAUUUUCUGGUUACGAGUUCACGGAAACAGAUCAAAUUGAACGCUGGCAUUACAAUGUGUCUAGUCCAGGCGACGCCAGAGGAGAAACCAUUAAUACGUAUCAUGAACUGCUAUUGACACGAGAUGAUGAUGACUUCAUAUGGCCAAUGCGAUAUCAUGUAUCGGCAAACAGCACGGUCUUGGGACCGGAUAGUGAUGUUUACGACCACUUUUACUUCGAGGCACGAACCCACAAAAGAGAUUCCAAAUUUUUCGAACCAAAUAUUGACGAAGUUUGCGAUCAAGUGGAGCAACUCAGUGCUUCUUCAGCAGAUGACAUCGCUAGACUAGAGCCAUUGCGAGAAUUUACAAUGUUGGAGCCCAACCCUCGUUACACUGCUAUUUUAGAACGGUUCAAGAGAAAACACGACCGUGUUUACGCUGAUGAAGUCGAAAAUGUAGUCCGAAAAAAUAUCUUGACGCAGACUUCGAGGUACGUGUCAUCUGGAAACCGCGCCGGUGCAACUUUUGAGAUGGGUCUGAACUUCCUCGCGGACCGCCUCGAUGCAGAGAUGGUGCAGGUGACGGGUGUUGAGCCAGGGGCUGCUGAUGCAGCGGAGAAAUUCCCUCAUACACGUCCGGCUCUAACGGAACGCGAGCCGCAACUACCAAAUGCCUUCGAUUGGAGGACUAUGGGAGGCGUUUCACCUGUUCGAUUCCAGGGUACUUCGUGCGCGUCUUGCUGGGCGUUCGCAGUAGCAGGCGCAGUUGAAGGCGCGCUGUUCCGCCGCACGCAACGCCUCGUGCCGCUGUCAGAGCAAACCCUAGUCGACUGCGCGGGACCAUUUGGUGGAAAUGGAUGUAAGGGUACAUGGCCGAGCCACGCUUACGACUACAUCAAGUAUCAAGGGUUGCCUGCCCUUGAAGAAUACACGCCGUAUAAAGGACAUGUGGAACAAUGCAAAGCGGAAACCACGCCUCCCAUCACACGCAUCAGUGCACACGUGAACGUCACCAAGUACAACGUUCCUGCUCUACAGGUUGCCAUAAAAGAAAAUGGACCAGCCGUAGUGAUUGUGGAUUCUUCAGCGAAGAGUUUCCAGUUGUACAAGAAAGGAGUUUUGUAUGAUGAUCGAUGUUCAAAAAAUAGCGCGAAGCACGCCAUGCUGGCGGUUGGUUGGGGUCAGAAGAAGGGCGAGCCGUACUUUAUACUGAAGAACUCGUGGUCGGAGGCGUGGGGCGAGCGCGGCUACGUGCGCGUGCAGGCGCGCGCCAACACGUGCGGCGUGCUCACGCACCCGUCCUACCCGCGGCUAGAAGACGACGACGUGCUUUUGGAGGCCCAGUAACUUUAUCAGUUUCAUCGUCAUCAUCGCUUCAGCCUAUCGCAGUCCACUGGACAAGCCUCCCCAAGUUCGCGCCAGAUAUAGUGU
Molecule: messenger RNA, 2001 nt
Organism: Melitaea cinxia (Glanville fritillary)
Lineage: Eukaryota; Metazoa; Arthropoda; Insecta; Lepidoptera; Nymphalidae
Product: counting factor associated protein D-like
Exons: 13
Coding region: 1-1917 (638 amino acids)
Cellular component (GO): lysosome
Molecular function (GO): cysteine-type endopeptidase activity
Source: RefSeq, a predicted model, not a curated record